GCCGAGACGGAAGCUGUAAACAAUAAAACACUCAACCCGUCCAUCAUCCAUGCGCUAAACAUGCAUUUAUCCGCGACGACGGUGCUCUUGUGCCUGUUCUGUGCCCUCAGACCCGCUCGAGGUUACUAUGGCAACCCCUUGAACAAGUACAUCCGUCACUACGAGGGUCUGUGGUACGACACGGAGCCGGUCCACAGCAGUCAUCAGAGAGCCAAGAGGACGCUGUCGCAUCAGUUCCUGAACCUGGAGUUCCACGCACACGGCAGACAUUUCAACCUGCGCAUGAAGAGAGACACGCAGCUGUUCUCUGAUGAUUUUAAACUGGAGAUGUCUGGAGAGGAGAUGAACUACGACACCUCACACGUCUACACUGGAGAGAUAUAUGGUGAACAGGGCACUCUGACUCACGGAUCCAUCGUGGAUGGGAGGUUCGAGGGCUUCAUUCAGUCUCAUCGAGGAACAUAUUACGUGGAACCGGCCGAGAGAUACCUGGAGGAUAAAAGCGUCCCGUUCCACUCCGUCAUCUACCACGAGGACGACAUAAAUUAUCCCCAUAAAUACGGUCCUGAAGGCGGCUGUGCAGAUUCAUCUGUGUUUGAGAGAAUGAAGAAAUAUCAGUCGGCAACGCUGGAGGAGCCGCAGAAGGAGCAGAAGUCUGCAGAUGAUCUCCUGAGGAAGAGGAGGAUGACACAGGUGGAGAAGAACACGUGUCAACUCUUCAUCCAGACCGAUCAUCUGUUCUACAAAUACUACAAGACCAGAGAGGCCGUCAUCGCUCAGAUCUCCAGUCAUGUGAAGGCCAUUGAUGCCAUAUAUCAGGGAACAGAUUUCAUGGGCAUCCGGAACAUCAGCUUCAUGGUGAAGAGGAUACGGAUCAACACCACCAGUGAUGAGCGAGAUCGCUCGAACCCGUUCCGCUUCGCCAACAUCGGCGUGGAGAAGUUUCUGGAACUGAACUCUGAGCAGAAUCAUGACGAUUACUGUCUGGCGUACGUCUUCACCGAUAGAGAUUUUGACGACGGGGUGUUGGGUCUGGCCUGGGUCGGCGCGCCCGCGGGGAGUUCUGGUGGGAUCUGUGAGAAGAGUAAAUUAUAUUCUGAUGGGAAGAAGAAAUCUCUGAACACCGGAAUCAUCACCGUUCAGAAUUACGCCUCACACGUGCCUCCUAAAGUCUCACACAUCACCUUCGCUCAUGAGGUCGGACACAACUUUGGAUCUCCGCAUGAUUCGGGGUCAGAGUGCACGCCGGGCGAGUCUAAGAGCCAGGACAAGAAGGAAAGAGGAAAUUACAUAAUGUACGCUCGAGCAACAUCCGGAGACAAACUGAACAACAACAAGUUCUCCGUGUGCAGCAUCAAGAACAUCAGUCAGGUGCUGGAGAAGAAGAGAGGGAGCUGUUUCGUGGAGUCCGGUCAGCCCAUCUGUGGGAACGGUCUCGUGGAGCCGGGUGAAGAGUGUGACUGCGGUUACAGCGAUCAGUGUAAAGACGAGUGCUGCUACGAUGCUAAUCAACCAGAUAACAGGAAAUGCAAACUCAAACCAAACAAAGUGUGCAGUCCGAGUCAGGGUCCCUGCUGCACUCCUGAAUGCAUCUACAAGAGUCGCAACGACAAAUGUCGCGAGGAGUCGGAGUGCGCUCAUCAGGGAAUGUGUAACGGAGCGUCCCCUCAGUGCCCGACCUCUGAACCCAAAGCCAACUUCACCGCCUGCCACGGAGACACGCAAGUCUGCCUGAACGGAGGCUGCUCGGGCUCCAUCUGUGAGAAGUACGGUCUGGAGGUUUGCACCUGUGCCAGUGUGGACGGCAAAGACGAGACUGAACUCUGUCACGUGUGCUGCAUGGAGAAGAUGAACCCGAGCACCUGCAGCAGCACCGGCUCCGAGCACCUCGCACGGUUCUUCAACAAGAAGGUGACGACUCUGCAGGCGGGCUCGCCCUGUAAUGACUUCAAGGGUUACUGUGACGUGUUCAUGAAGUGUCGUCUGGUGGACGCUGACGGUCCUCUCGCCCGACUCAAGAAAGCCAUCUUCAACCCAGAGCUCUACGAGAACAUCGCUGAGUGGAUAGUGGCUCAUUGGUGGGCGGUGUUACUCAUGGGAAUCGCUCUGAUCAUGCUCAUGGCGGGAUUCAUUAAAAUCUGCAGCGUUCACACACCGAGCAGCAACCCAAAACUGCCCCCUCCAAAACCACUGCCAGGUACUCUGAAGAGACGACGAGCUCAACAAGCCAAUCAGCAGCAACAUCAUCAACAUCACAACCAGAACCAGAACCAGCACCCUCACGGACACCAGAACCAACGGCAGGCUCCACGCCAGGCCCAGCGCCAACCGCAGCCUCAACACCACCAUCGACAGCCCCGAGAGAACUACCAGAUGGGUCAGAUGAGACGCUGAGUUCCACAAACACCCACAGUGCCUGUGAUGAGCGUUACAGCAGACACCCGGAGUCUCUGGUCCACCGACACACUGAACAAAACCACAUCCACUCAUCUGACGCUCUACAACUGUGUGCCGAGUGUUGACUUCCAGAGUAAACUAACGUUCCCGAAAACACUCAUAUUUCUGGCCAGGUGUACGCCUCUGAUCCACACUAGAAGAGCGUUUCCCACACUGAUAAUGCAGCGAGCACACUUUGGGAAGAGAAGACUUGGAAGAGUUUUCAGUGGAUUAUGGUGCGUUCACUUUAUGUUGGAAAUUCUGUAAUUAUGAGAUUGAAACUGGUAGAAAGUGUUCACUUCUUCGAAGAACUCGUAAUAAAAACGACGUAAACUCCAACAUGACGUUGGUGCACGAUUAGUUGUGUAAAGUUCUAAAACUUUACAGGCCACGUCCACAAUAAUCAUUUUCCUACCGUCAUCGAUUGCCAAAGUGAGCAGGAAUGGAGAGUGUUGUUUUCGGUGGAGGACAAAACACAUUUUAGUGUGGGCGCGAGGUGUAAACCGUGUAACAGAGUGUGGACGUGCCCUCAGGUCUCUCCAGACCUGCAGAAUAUUCACGGUUCUAGAUCUCUGAUUGGGUGCAGAUUUUGUUCAGUCUGAUGGUAGAGCAAUGGGGCUUUACUCCAAAGAAUCAAACCGGGUCGGCCGGCGCCAUCCACCACCACGCUACAGUCCAGCAGAUCCGCUGUGAUUCUGUGUCACACUACAUCAGAGUCCUUUUCUAAAGCUACCAUGAAGAAUCCGGCACUAAACUGGAGCGGUUUACAGGAAUCCGUCAUAUAAUGCUUCCACAUGCCUGAACCCGAUCCAGUCGCGUGGAGUUUCCUCUCUUUGGAGAAACAUGAACAACUUCUCCAUCAUUCAAUCAUGUUUCUCAGCUUGCUUUGGGGAACAUGGAACAGAUACUUUUCUUUAGUUUGGUUGCCCCUCCUUGACGGAGUACUCGAGUGCCAAGGUUUACUGGGGUAUUUGUAGAUAGAGCACCUCCUGUAGUUCUCAGUUGUUUUCUUUUAAAACUCUUUAAACCCAGUGAGACUCUUGAUUUGAAUCUCUGGAGCUUUGGACGGGUGUCGCCACAUCAUCGGAAAAGGACUUUUAUUUUGUAAAAGUACGAGCCUUUCCUUUUCCGUAGUGCAGAAUCGCCUCAUCUGUACAGAGAAACCAUAUUAGUUGUAUUAUAUGUGAGAACAAAUUAUUUCUUGUACUGUCAAUAAGAGAUUUACAGUUGCAGUUUUGUUGAAACACUCAGGACUCAAAAACACAAAUGAAGGGUAUCGAUCAGUGCACAAAAUGAAACUGCCACCGGAUUGAUUUAACCAUUUACAUACUUCAUUCCUUGUGUAUUUGUUCAUUAAUGUUGUUUUUAUUUAUAUAAACACUCUAAUCUCAGUUUGACUUG
This is a messenger RNA of Xyrauchen texanus (razorback sucker), 3837 nucleotides long. RefSeq names its product disintegrin and metalloproteinase domain-containing protein 10-like. The record is from RefSeq and is a predicted model, not a curated record. NCBI's taxonomy places the organism in Eukaryota, Metazoa, Chordata, Actinopteri, Cypriniformes, Catostomidae. Gene Ontology annotation, molecular function: metalloendopeptidase activity involved in amyloid precursor protein catabolic process. The coding region runs from base 61 to 2394 and encodes 777 amino acids. Gene Ontology annotation, biological process: Notch signaling pathway; membrane protein ectodomain proteolysis. The transcript has 16 exons. Gene Ontology annotation, cellular component: synaptic membrane; plasma membrane.